AUGGAGGAGGGCGACGCGGCCGUGGCGGUGCGCGUGCUGAAGGAGCGGCUGACGUGGCAGCCAAGCGCCGUGGCGAGCUGCGCGGAGCGCGGAGAGGGAGCGGAGUGCGCGGAGGCCAGAGAGGGCGCGGAGUGCGCGGAGAACGGGGGAAGCGCGGAGAGCGACAGCAGCAGGCGCAUCAAAGCGGUUCCGUUGACGGCGGAGAACGAGAGUAGUCGCGAGCGGCUGCACGGCAUGCUGCGCGACGUGGCGUGCGACGGGCUGUGCCUCUCGCUGCUGCUGCUGGGACCGCGAGGAACAGGCAAGACGCUGGACGCGGAUCAGCUGCUGGAGAAGCGGGUGCGAUCGCGCUUCUCCAACCGCAAGAUCGUCUUCCUGCCGCCGCAGCCUCAGGACCUUGUCAGGUUACUUCUCUCGACCCUCACCCUCCCGGUGCAGCGGCCACCACCCCUUGCCUCUGCUCUUCCCAACACCACCAAUGCAUCUGCCGCGCUGCUCCAAGCCUCCCCCACUCUUCCCAACGCCACCGAUUCCUGGGCUGCAUUUGCGACUGCGUUCAACGAAAAAGUUGAAUUAACUUUCCAGCAUCCCUCAGUGCUGGCUAUUUUGCUGCAGUCAACCGCCGUCAACCGCACUGCACCUCACAUCUUCAAACUCGGGUUCCGGGCAGUGUGUGAAAUGGUGAGGAGAGGGGGCCAGACCCUUUCGGUGUCCGAUUUUGAGAGGGCGUAUGCUGCAACCACACUGCCCAUUCGGCAGCAGAUGCUCUCAGGUUGGUUGUUUGGACGUCUCAAGAGGCAAAAAAACCAGAACAUAGAAGAGGCUAUCAACAAGAAUCCACGUGUUCCUCUUGAACUGAGGAACUGGCUACAAGGAGGAUUGCAUGAAGGAGCUCCUUCCAUCCGUCACACGCCAUCACACGCCAGUCCCGUUCGCUCCACCCCUUGGUGUCUCGCCGAUGACCUGCCAUGGAGGGAUACGCUGAAGGGCUUCGAUUCUUUCUUGAAGGCCCUGGAAUCGUCAGGCGCAUCGAAGCUGAUCGACGCGUACGUCACGUCCCCCUUCGGCGCGCGCACGGGGGUCACUUUUCUCGCGCCGACCGACGACGCGUUCGCGGCGAUGCCGCCGCAAGACGCGGAGAUGCUGCGCACGAUGCCGUGGGCCAUGGCGAGCCAGCUGCUGUUCCACGUCGUGAAGAAGAGGCUGACGCAUGUCCAGCUGCGCUCCGCCCGUCCCGAAACUAAGUACGGCACGCUUUCCAACGUCGCCCUCGUCAAGGUGUACGCGCCCAUUCUCGAGUUUGGCCCCGCAGGCUCGCCAUAUGGACCGCAGGGUCACCCCCUUCGCUUUCCUCAGACUCGUCAUCGCCCUCAGCCUCCUCGCUGGGCGCCUCUUCCCCGCCUUCCGUGUCUUCACGCAUCAGCCUAUCUGCAGCUAUCGCGUAUCUGCUCGCGCCGGUGCGUCGCCGAGUCGAGCCUCUUGUUCCUCCGCUUCUUCGGCCUCUCCCGUUCCCACGGCGGCCGCGGCGGUUGUUGCCGCGUCCCACGCGUAUUCCCCGCGUUCCUCUUCCGCCCGCAGCUCCCGCGUGCCCUGUCUGGCGCGCCCCAUCCGCCGUGUCUUCUGUUGGUCGGCGCGCUGGCGUCGGCGGCCGUGCGAUCAGGGGUGAUGGACCCAUCCGCGCGACGGGAUCCAGAGCUGGAGGGUUCCGCGGAGAGCGCGCUGCCGGAGCCUGCACCCUGGCCUCGUCAGCGUCUUCUCGCGCACCCCUCCGCAAGCGAGCCUGUCCCCCGCUUCGAGCGGGUGGUGACUCUUCCCCAUCGGCCUGCUGUGCGUCCCACCUCGCCAGAGUAUUCGUGGGCCCCUGCACGUGUUGCGUCGAACCGCCCAGACGGACAGCCGCGGCAGGAGCGCGGGCGCUCGCCUCCGCGCCAGGCUCCUCGGCAGCCCUCUCCUCGCCGGCCUUCUCCUGAGCAACGCGACCCUCGUCAGCACAGGGAGGGCGGUCAGCGGUCCCCUGCGCGUCCUCGUUCUCCACGCCGUCCAUCUCCUCGGGCUGGCCCGCGCUCACCCCGAGCGCGAUCCCCCGCGCAACGCUCUCCGCGGCGAUCACCGGCGACGCGGGGUAGGGGGUCGCCUGGGCGUCGGUGGGACAUGGGUCGUCGCGAGCAAUCCCCUCCGCGUCCGCAUUCGGCUAGAUCUGGAGGCCGGCGGGGCCGGCGGAACGGUGGUGGGCGUGGCGGAAACACUCGCGGGCAGGAUCCCGCCCUGGAUCGUGCCACGAGUGCGUUCGCGGAGGUCGUGCGCCAGGCGCGGGCGAGUGGCGAGCCGACUCAUGUACACAUCGAGGUGACCAACGGUCCUCCCCUCGCCGCGGGCCCUAGCCAGAUGGCCCCUCUGCGCGCGCCGACGUUGCGCGAGUAUCUGCCCGCGCGGGAGGGGCGGCCUCAGUUCCGCACCCCUCGUCAGGUUCCGGGCUACGCUGCACAGCGCCUCUCUGGUGGCCGGAUUCCUGGCUGGCAGACGGAGUUCCCACGUGAAGCGCCGACUGCACUUCUCCCCAGUCACAUGGGGAGAGAUUCCAUGCUGACCAUGUGCAGGAUUCUGAAUGUGGCGGAGGCGUGCGAGGUGGUGGCGAACUUGCAGCUGGCGGUGUGUGGGGCCACGCGGAGCUUUCCGAGCAGUUACGGUCCAGGAUCCCGAGGAUCCUGCGUGUCUUUGGCAGAAUCGCUCGAGUCGCCGUUGGCACCCGUGUCGGAAGCGCCCGCCGGGGUAGCGCCCUUAGCGCGUACCUUCCCCCGCCACGUGGGGGAUCUUGUAGAGGCUGCUCGGGUUGGUACCCCCCGUGGGCACGCUUCAGUCGUCGGCGCAUCUCCUUCUUGCAAUGUCGGCGUGCAUGCGCUCGAUGCUGGAGAUGGAGGGGGCGGAGCCGUAUACGCAGUAGCGCGUCGCCGAGUGUAG
Messenger RNA from Closterium sp. Yama58-4, 2958 nucleotides. NCBI's taxonomy places the organism in Eukaryota, Viridiplantae, Streptophyta, Zygnematophyceae, Desmidiales, Closteriaceae. The record is from the annotation of a GenBank genome assembly.